Cryptomeria japonica (Japanese cedar) is the source of this 2184-nucleotide messenger RNA. RefSeq names its product E3 ubiquitin-protein ligase MBR2. The transcript has 7 exons. NCBI's taxonomy places the organism in Eukaryota, Viridiplantae, Streptophyta, Pinopsida, Cupressales, Cupressaceae. Bases 385 to 1731 code for a protein of 448 amino acids. Gene Ontology annotation, molecular function: ubiquitin protein ligase activity. The record is from RefSeq and is a predicted model, not a curated record.
AGGGAAAAGACAAUAAAUCCCAUUUGAGUAUUAUACAGGUAUCUUAUUUGGAAGGAAGACAAUCGUUUCAAUAAUAAAACCUUAAGCAAAAAGGCAAGAAAAUCCUAUUAAAAAGCUGUGAGAGUAUCAGAGAAUUGUUUUUGUCUGGACGGUGCCAGGCAGCUCAUUUUUCGAUUAGGGGCGCCGGCGGGCUUUUAAUUUCAUCGGCAUUUAUCUUUAGGCCAUGUGGCAACUGAAUCACAGUAGCAUGCUAUGAUGCUUUAGACGUUGUGAUGAAUAGUUGGGAAGCGGCAUUGGUAUUGGGGUCUGAAGUGGGAAGCUUAAUUAUAACGUUGGAAUGGUGGCUGAUGAAUAGGUAUUUUAUUCAAAGCCAACCAAGAGAACAUGGCAUGGGAAGAUUCAUCUUCUUGCAUUAGUCCAGAUCUAAGCAAGUAUUAUAUUCCUGGGAAAUAUUGGGAAGAAGCAGAAAGUAGAGAAUCGUUGUUCGAGGAAGUGGGUGGCGGCAUACCUACAGGUUUAGAAACAUCACGUAUGAGUGGACGCUACUCUGUAAAGAAGAAAUCUGAAGAUGUAUGGCCAACUUUUAGAGUACGAGACAGAGACAGGACCAAGGAAAUGCAGGGAGAUAGGAAUUUGUCAAGCAGUGAAGUUACAUUUCGAUCAAGGAAGACCUAUGGGGGCCAUCCUAGGGCCAAGGAGGUGCCUAAUUUUGCUAAUUGCAGACGGCCUGACAAGGGAAUUAAUUUAGUUGGUUGUAAGGCAGGUAUUUCUGGCCUCCUAUUUUUCCCACCGGCCAAAUGCAACAAUACUGUACAAAAGAGAUAUGGCUUUGGGAGUUGGGGUUGCACAUCUGCUCCAGAGGUGUACUUACCUGCAUCUGCAAGUAAAGUUGUUCGUGCAUCUGCUGAUUGGGAUGCUAAAAGAGUAGGACAUCGUUCCUCUAGAGUUAGCAGAGGUGGUAGUGGUAGUCGGAAAAGCUCUCAGAGAAGGACUCAAGUAGCACCACAGCCAAAUCCAAUGUGGCAGCAAGUUUCAAGAAGGCAGACAACUCCUAUUGUGGAUCCUGAUAUGUGGUGUUCCAGAGGCCUGGCCUUCACUACUGAUCCAUCUUCAUUAGAUUGCGUUGUUCCCACUGGAAAUGUGCAUGUUUGUGCUCGUCAUUACAGACGAACAAAUUCAAAUUCAAGCAAAAUAACACCAGGAACUCAGUUGGACACGAUUUCCAGAGAGCGUUACUCAGUCACAAGGAAUGGAGAUGAGUCCAAAAUAGUAUUGGACACUGAUGGUGGUCUUUCAGUUGCUAGGAGCCUUCAAGUACAGGGAUCAAGGCGUUUAUCUGGAGGCCUUGCUCAGCAACUUUUGAUGCUUGAAACAACUCUUCUUUUGGGUGGACUGGACAUGUAUGACCAGCACAGGGACUUGCGUCUUGAUGUAGACAACAUGUCCUAUGAGGACUUACUUGAACUUGGAGAGAGGAUUGGUUAUGUAAAUACAGGAUUAAGUGAAGAGACAAUUAUUAAGUGCAUAAAGAAGAAGCACUGUAUCUUGGAAUCUAAAUCUAGCCGUUUAACAGAAAGUGAUCGGAAAUGUAGCAUUUGUCAGGAAGAGUAUGAAAUAGCUGAUGAGAUUGGAAAGCUUCAUUGUGGUCAUGCCUAUCAUGUGGGCUGCAUAAAAAAAUGGCUUCUCCAGAAAAAUGUAUGUCCUGUUUGUAAGGCAUCUGCAUUAUCCUAGAAAUUUCACGUCACCAUAAAUCUGGAUUUUGUUUGUUGGUUUUGUGGUAUGUAGCAUCCGAAGAGCAUAUUGUGUGGCUAGGGAUGAGAUAGAUUCUUCUUAUACACUUAGAAUCAUUUAUUCUUAUUCCAUCUCUACUGGGAACGAGGUUCAAAUGGGAACUUUGUAUGUAAAAGCUUCCUUGAUUGCAAUUGGGUGUGAAUGAUACAAGUGAGAUGGACUUUCUUGUAUUUGAUCCCAAGAUAUUGCUCGUUGAUGUAUAUCGAUUAAAACAGUUGAAUUCAUGCAUGUUGUUUCUGGCAAGAAUGGUGUUUUUGUAAUAUUAAGAGACAAUUUCAGACAAUCUUUCCUGAAGGAUGAAAUGUAUCAUCAACAGGGUUUGGCUCUUAUGUGGAGAUAAACUGCAUCCUUUUUUAUGCACCCUCCAUAUUUUUUAUAAAUUGUAUUUCUUUA